CGCGACCGCGGAUCUUCCGGUUGCCCACCAGGCGCCUAAGAUGGCCGCCGCGCCCGCGGCCCGCCCGUGAAGGCCGGCGAGGCGCCCCCGGGGAGGCAUGGAGCCGCCUCCCAUCCCGGCCGCCGCCGCCGCCAGCCCCGAGCGCCUCUUCGACUCCCACCGGCUGCCGAGCGACGGGCCGCUGCCGCUGCUGCUGGCACUGCUGCUCUACGCGCCGGUGGGGCUGUGCCUGCUGCUGGUGCGGCUCUUCGUGGGGCUGCACGUCUUCCUGGUCAGCUGCGCGCUCCCGGACGGCGCCCCGCGCAGGUUCCUGGUGCGCGCCAUGUGCUCCGUGCUGGGUCUCUUCGUGUGGCAGAGCCGCCCGCGCAGCGCCCGCGCCCGCGUCCUGGUGGCCAACCACGUCACGCCCUUCGACCACAACGUCCUGGGCCUGCUGGCCUCCUGCAGCGCGGUGAGCGGGGCCCCGGGACUGGGAUGGGCGGGGGCUGCGGUGGGGAUGGGCAUCCCCGCAGCCUUGACCGCUCCGCGCCCGUCUCCCCCGCAGCCCGUGCUGAACGGCGGCGCCGGUUUCGUCUGCUGGUCCCGCGGGUUCCUGGAGGUGGCCGGGGCCGAGAGCCGCGCGGAACUUCUAGAGUCGCUGAAGGGCUACUGCUCGCAGGGCGGCAACCCACCGCUGCUGCUCUUCCCCGAGGAGGCGACCACCAACGGCCGGGUGGGCCUGCUGCGUUUCAGCUCCUGGCCCUUCUCCAUUGUGGAUGCGGUGCAGCCGUUGGCUCUGCGGGUCUGGAGGCCCUUCGUGGCUGUGAGUGUGGCUGGCGCUUCCUGGGUCACUGAGCUGCUCUGGACUUUGUUCGUUCCUGUCACCAUUUAUCAAGUAAGGUGGCUGCCUUCUGUGUACAGACAAGCUGAGGAGACCCAGGAAGAGUUUGCCCUGCGAGUUCAAGAGCUUCUAGCUCUGGAGCUGGGCGUGGUGUCUACAUGCCUCACAGCCGCUGACAAAGCAGAGCACCUGAAGCGUCUCCGCCACCACCCUACAGCUUCCCGUCCUCCCCCACAGCCAAGCCAGCCCUCUGGGGGUCGGCCUCAAGUCUCUCGCAGCAUGGCCUCCACAGAGGAUGUACAAUUGAUAGGCAUGGCCCGGCGCGUCCGAGAAGUUCUACCCCAGGUGCCCAUGGCAGCUAUCCGCAAGGACCUAGCUCAGACGAACUGCGUGGACACCACAAUUGCCAAUCUUUUGGAGGGGCGGGUUCCCUUCGUACCAGAGGCAGAGACCGAAGGCUUUGUGGCUGCAGCUCCCUCUUUCUAUGGUGCUCAGGAUCCUUCCACCUCCCGAAUGUCCCCGGCAUCGGGGAAGGUCUUUGCCAGAUCUGCAGAAGCCAGACAGCUCUCUCUCCAGGAACGAAAGCAAGCGCUCUGGGACUAUGCCAGAAGGAAAUACACAGAGAAAUAUGGAAUAGCCCACGUGGAGGGGAGCUGCUGACCAGCACACGUCUUAGCUUGAACUCAUGGUUCAGUUGACAAUGAUCUUUGUGGGGAUCACUGCUGUCCUGGGGUGACCGAGAUGGUGGCUCUUGACAAGUAUUGUGUGUGCCAUCCAUGGGCUGCCUCUGCAGGUGGGGAGGCUGCAGCUCCAGCCAAGCACAGGCUGUCAGCGUUCCUGUGUUUCCCACCGCCACACCUGGACCUAGCAUUGUCAGGCCCAAGAGUCUGCCCGGGAGGGGGGGGUGUCUUUAACUAUCAAAAUAAACAUGACUCUUAAUGCUCA
Molecule: messenger RNA, 1765 nt
Organism: Ahaetulla prasina
Lineage: Eukaryota; Metazoa; Chordata; Lepidosauria; Squamata; Colubridae
Gene: AUP1
Product: AUP1 lipid droplet regulating VLDL assembly factor
Exons: 11
Coding region: 98-1480 (460 amino acids)
Cellular component (GO): membrane
Molecular function (GO): ubiquitin binding
Source: RefSeq, a predicted model, not a curated record